CCUCGUUCUCGUACAUAGAGCAUCAUCCCUCGCUUCGUUUCCUUCCCAAACUCCACCAGUGAAGCUCGCCCAAUCUUCUCCCCUUUUCCGCAAACCCUAGGCUUUUGAUCCAUUGAUCCUUCUCUGGAUUCCAAUGCAUUGAGGCGCUGAUCGGUUUUGGGCGGCACUUUGAGUUCUCGCUGUGAAUGGCGGGCAGUGGUGGCCAGGGGGAGCUUGAGCCCGAGCUCAUUCGUGUCGGCCAGAGCCUGGCUUCCCUUCCUUCCGAUAUCAAUGAUAUUGUCGAUCUUCUCGAUGAAGCAGAUAAGUUGUUGGCAAGGGUGGAUCAAUUGCCAUCAGACUCUAUGGCUCUUGCCCUUUACCCUGUAAUGAAGGCGCUGAUUGGGAAAGAACUUGUAGGGCAUAUGGAGACUGAUGUUCGAAUGCGUGUUGGGUCUUGCUUAAGUGAAAUUACAAGAAUUACAGCACCAACGAAUCCUUACAAAGAUGAUUUGAUGAAAGAGAUAUUUCGGAUUAUUGUUGAUGGGAUUGGUGGAUUAGAUGAUACCUCAAGUCAAUUAUAUUCCAAGAGGGUUUAUAUGCUGCUAGUCCUUGCAAAGUAUAAGUCAUGUCUCAUGAUGUUGGAUCUCGAAUGCCAUGAACUGAUUCUGGAAAUGUUCUGCCACUUCUUGAAAACUAUAAGCUCAAAUCCUGCUAAGAACAUUUUCUCAGCAAUGGAGGCUGUCAUGACACUUAUUAUAGAGGAUAGUGAAAUUAUCUCCCCAGGGCUUCUUGACCACCUUCUAGCUUGUGUUAAAAAGGACCACAAGGGUCUAUCAUCUGAGGCAUGCAAAUUAGGGAAGAGAAUUAUUGCUAACUGUGCCAAACAGCUAAAGCCUCACUUGAUGCAAAAAGUCCAAUCCAUGAGUUUGCCUUUGAGUGAUUAUUGUAAAAUUUUGGCUGAUAUAUGCCAAGAUAAAUUUGUGAAUCUGAAGCAGAGUCAACUAACCGACUCCAACGAAUCUCUGGUCGAUCUUACUAGAUUGUCAGAAAGUACCAAUUCUUUCUCAGAAAGGACCCAUUCUGAUGAGCUGCCUCAGGCAUGCAAAAUAGGAUUUGAAGGAUUGUCAGAAGAAGCCUGCAGCGCUGAUCAUAUCUCUUCACGGUCAGAAACAAGAGGUACACAUGAUAUCUUGGAUUCAACUGGUGUGCGUUCACGGAAAGAAAAACGCAGAAAAGUGGUUUCUAGUGAUGAUCUUAAUGAUGAAAUUCAUCCCAAGAGAACUCGUUUGCGUGGAAUAAAAUUCGCUAGAAAGCCUGGUGAUGAGAUACUAACGGCUGAACGUCAUGCACCCUCCUUUGCAGGCAAAGGAUCUCUAGUAUCCAAUCAAAAUGGGGAAGAAGUCAAACCCUUGGUUGGCUUAAGUUCUAAAAGACUAGUUAAGGUCACUGAAGACUCAGAAGGAAAGCUACACAGACAUCAUGGCAGAAAAACAUCUGAAGCACCACAAAAUACGAUGGAAAUGAAUGAAAACCUUAUUGGAUUGAAAAUAAAAGUAUGGUGGCCAGAUGAUAACAGGUUCUAUGAAGGCAUGGUUGAAUCAUUUGAUCCUGUUUCAAGGAAGCAUAAGAUUGUAUAUUAUGAUGAUGAUGUUGAAAUUUUGUUGCUCAAGAAUGAACGCUGGGAAUUUGCUGAGGGUAUUGGGAAAAAGAAUGUGGGUGACCAAAAAUAUGCCAAGUGUGGAUGCUUCUCUGGACCGCCCGGUUAAGAAAAAGAAGAAACGAAGUUCAAAUCCUACACAAAUCCUAGAAAAUUCAGAUGCACGACCCAGGAGUGGAGGUGCAUCUGCUUCCAAAUCUGAACCCAACAAAAGUGAAAUCAUUAGCACAAGUCAUG
Molecule: messenger RNA, 1873 nt
Organism: Dioscorea cayenensis subsp. rotundata (Guinea yam)
Lineage: Eukaryota; Viridiplantae; Streptophyta; Magnoliopsida; Dioscoreales; Dioscoreaceae
Exons: 15
Coding region: 186-1745 (519 amino acids)
Biological process (GO): mitotic sister chromatid cohesion; DNA repair
Cellular component (GO): nucleus; chromatin
Source: RefSeq, a predicted model, not a curated record